CCUAGGUACUGAUGAUAUCAUUCGACGUCGCGGAUAUCGAUAACUAAAAAUAAGAGAGAAUAUACCGGCCGUGAAAUCUGGGAGGGGCAAACGGUUGAAACGCGAGGAAACCAAGAGGAAAGGCUUUACGGCGUGUUCAAGGGAACACAGACGCUCGAAAUCGAAGCUUUUAACGAGAAGUGCAGACUUAUUUGACGGUGCAGCGACUGCGGGGCGCCCGCAGGGCCGCACACGCUCUCUCCCUCUCUCUUUCUCUCUCGCCCCUAUAAAUAGACUCGACGCUACCACGAUUGCGGCCCUACAUCGUGCGGCUAUUUUCGACAGGCAUCGCUACUCGUUACAGUUCUCCGUACGCCCGCUCCACGACGAGUUUCUAUCGUCGACGGCUCUUCAAACCCGCGAACAAAGACACAGAUGCGCUGUUUACGCCGCGAGCAACAAGAAUCUGCCGAUCGUAGCGGCUCCUUGACGACCUGCUGCUCCUCCAGGUCGUACUUGCUCUUCUGAACACGUUCGUCGUUUCUAAAAUGGAUAUUUAUUGCGAUUUAGUAGAUGUCUGAUCGAUAGUUAAUCGUAGUGAAACGAAGUGUAAUAGUUUUAGUGUGGUACCCGGUUGAGAUCCACAAAUUUUCGUCGAGAUAUUCGAAUCUAGUGACCUGUCGUUUCAAAUUUGUCGGUGUUCCAUGGAAAUUAUUUAAGUGGAAAACCAGACGGUCCAUUCGCUCCAUAAUAAGCGUGCCUUAAAGGGAUGUUUAACGAAAAGACGUAGACCAGAAUCCUUUCUGCACUUCCUCAGCGAUGGUAAUGAUAACUCGAUACGGAAACAGCAUCGGUGCUAAGUAGAAUACUCCACGGAUAGACUGCCGAGGAUGUUCAGCUCGCUGAGACUGACCACCAUGCGCUCGCAUAAGAACCGUGCUCGGCCAGGAAGCGUGGCCACGUCCGCCAGUUCCGAUUCAGCUCGACCCGACGAGAUCACAUCUCAGUCUUACCAUACGCACAGUUUCUUGCUACUAGACGAUCAGGACAGUCCUGUAUCCACUCCUUCCAGUGUUUCCUCUAAAGUAGCUCAAGUUAGGGUGGAACGCGAAGGAGGAAGUCUCGGAGUUACCCUUAGGGGUGGAGUUUCUAGAGCUCUGGUAGUCACUGGAGUGAAAUCCGAUGGACCAGCGGCAAAAGAAGGAAGAGUUAGGCCUGGAGAUAGAUUAUUAGCUGUGGAUGAUACUGAAUUGAGAGGUUUGACCUUGGCAGAGGCUCAAAGAGCGCUUAGAAGAAGUUCCGAUGCUCCUGUGGCUUCCUUGACUAUCGAGUAUGACGUUGCUAACAUGGAAGAGGCCAGGGCAGCUACUUCCGGUUCCCUUCUGGUGCAAUUGGAACGUGGACUCUCGGGUGAACUGGGACUAACAGUAAGAGAAACACCAAACGGAGUCUACAUUGAAAGUUUAAGACCAGCAAGUACCGCAGAUCGCUGUGGCGCUCUGCAACCUGGAGACAAACUAUUGGCAGUGGACGAAACCCCUGUCCAGGAUGCAGUGACAGCCGCCAAACUGCUCAGAAACAACUUCGACUCUCGCAUAGCUAGGCUACAGAUCUUACCUAGGCCUCCUAGUGCUUCACAGAGAACGGUCAAGAGAAGGGCGCAGCCACAAGCGCAACAGACCUCCAAUCAAACUCUGCAAACGAAAGAGAGCCUGACCGUGGUUCUUAGACCAGAUCACAAAGGAUUUGGACUUGCUUUAAAGCUCGCUGAAGAUCGUCUAAAUUAUGUCGUCAGUCUAUUAGAAGCUGGAGGUCCAGCCGAACGCAGCGGAGUGCUUUUACCUGGAGAUAAAGUUCUUGCAAUUAAUCGUAGAAUGCUCAGAGAUCUUCAGCCAGCUGAGGUAACUGGCAUUUUGGAAACUUCUCAAAUGAUCGAGCUAGUAACGGAGUACAAGGUCGGUGGACCAGUUGUACCCAGCUCAGGAGUGUUCACAGUGCGAGUGGCGAGACCUAUUGGCGGACAGCCUGAUGUAGGUCUCACAGUGAACGAAGAUUUGAUCAUUACCGAGGUUCGUAAGGGAUCUCUGGCUUACAGAACCGGCAGCCUAGCUCCAGGGGACAGGCUAUUAGCUAUAGACGGGCAAAAACUAGACCCUGGCGAUCUCAGACAAGCCGCACAGCUGUUACAUCGACCAGGGAACUCGGUUAUCGCCCUGACCGUGAGGAAACCGGAUCCUACCUCAGAAACCAGAGAGUACUGCAAGGAGUCCAGUAUAGGAAGCGAUUCGGUGCAACAGUAUCCUUCAGGAAUUCUUCGACCAGCUAGGGAGAGUCUACCUAGUGUAGACAGUGCAGUGGAUUCUUGGGGAGAGCUAGGAGAAAACAGUGGGACAGGUCCGGAGAUUCUGAGGCUUUGGGAUACAGCUUCGGUGGAUAGUGGUCAACUGGAUGUACACAUGCCUCCUUAUCCUGGGCCACAGGAAUGCAGCAACUCAGACAGGCCUCAACAGAUAGUUCACGUCUCCUUACACAAGGACCCAGUAUACGAGGACUUUGGCUUCUCCGUAUCCGAUGGUCUGUACGAGCGUGGAGUUUAUAUAAAUCGUCUUCGGCCUGGAGGACCCUGCGAUGGCGUUCUAAAACCUUAUGACAGAAUUCUGCGAGUAAACGAGGCCAGCACAGAAGAUUGCGACUGUUGCUUGGCUGUUCCGUUGAUCGCUGCGGCUGGUCCACGUUUGGACCUCACCGUAGCCCGACCGGUAUCUCCUCCUAACAUUAUAAAAACUCUGUAAAGGAGAGCAAAUCGUUGUGACGAAACAGUGUAACGAGGAAAAUGGUGGUGAACAUAUCUGGUAUAUUUUUAUACACACCUGUAUUUUAUUUAUAAAAAUAAAUGUAUAGAUUGCUUUCAGCUAGAA
This is a messenger RNA of Bombus huntii, 2897 nucleotides long. RefSeq names its product glutamate receptor-interacting protein 2 (gene Grip). NCBI's taxonomy places the organism in Eukaryota, Metazoa, Arthropoda, Insecta, Hymenoptera, Apidae. Gene Ontology annotation, biological process: neurotransmitter receptor transport, endosome to postsynaptic membrane. Bases 870 to 2771 code for a protein of 633 amino acids. Gene Ontology annotation, molecular function: protein binding. The transcript has 5 exons. The record is from RefSeq and is a predicted model, not a curated record.